AUGGAAACUUGGUUUUGGAUUCUUGGCUGGUCUCUCUCUAUCGUGACCAUAAGUGGAAAUGGAUCUAUUAUCUUCAUUGUUUGUAGCAGAAGGCGGCUCCGAACCAAAACCAACGCGUUUAUCGUUUCUCUUGCGGUGGCAGAUUUCUUUGUUGGAGUGACCACUUUCCCUUCAUUGUUCUUCUGCCCAGAAGAAGGUGAUUGCAACAGGUUAUCUAACGAUUUGAGGAACUUAUUCCCAUUCGCCUCAGUGGUAAACCUAUGUACUUUAGUCCUGGAGCGUUAUGUUGCUGUCGUAAUGCCUUUCAAAUAUUUGACUUUUAUGAAACGUCGCCGCGUUUUCCUGGUGAUUUUCAUCUCUUGGGCGAUUCCAGUUAUAACUACUUUGGCUUUUUUCAGAAUGAACUGGCUUUGUCCAAGCCAGCGUCCACUAUUUGAAAUAUUUAUUUCGCUGAAUAUAUUUUUUUUGGCUUUUCUGCCAUGCUGUGGUCUGGUCUUUUGCUUCGCUUCAAUGCUAAUUGUUGUUAACAAGCACGAACGAGCAGCUCGUGUCUUAGCAAAGCAGCUCCACUUUAAUCAUCGAUUUCUGUUCAAAAUCCAGGAGAAAUCUGCAGUUAAAAUGAUGGCAAUUGUUAUAGGAGUUUUCCUUCUGGCGAACACAUUUGCUUUACGAUGUGGUUUUAUAUUAAUAUUCAAAACAGGAAAAACAUGUGAUGAUGAAGAAUAUAAAAUACCCCUCCUUGUUUUAAACUCUGCUAUUAACCCCAUUGCGUACGCCUUCUACAAGCGGGAUAUAAAGAAGGAGAUGAAAAAAUGUAUUUUCUGCGUCAUCUAG
This is a messenger RNA of Pocillopora meandrina, 834 nucleotides long. The record is from the annotation of a GenBank genome assembly. Lineage: Eukaryota; Metazoa; Cnidaria; Anthozoa; Scleractinia; Pocilloporidae.